This is a messenger RNA of Dalotia coriaria, 1161 nucleotides long. RefSeq lists its product as uncharacterized. The record is from RefSeq and is a predicted model, not a curated record. Lineage: Eukaryota; Metazoa; Arthropoda; Insecta; Coleoptera; Staphylinidae. Bases 1 to 1161 code for a protein of 386 amino acids. The transcript has a single exon.
AUGACAAAUGUGUCUAGUAAUUUAGCCGUAAAUGAUUUUGAAAUUUCAAAGUUUUGGGAACUCGAAGAAUUGCCAGAGAUAUCUCCCUUAACGAAAGAAGAAAGACUUUGCGAAGAGCAUUUUGUUAACACCACGCGUCGUCAGGAAGACGGUCGAUUCAUUGUAUCUCUGCCACUCCGUGAAAAUGCAAAUCAGCUAGGAUGCUCGCGGCACCUGGCAUUGAAACGGUUUUAUUCACUAGAACGCAAAUUACUCCAGAACUCAUCCCUUCGCGAUUCAUAUUGCAAUUUUAUGAAGGAGUAUGAGCAGUUGGGCCACAUGAGUCAAAUUAACCCAGCUCACAGUCAAUCGAGCCCAAUAUAUUAUUUACCGCACCAUCCGGUCUUCAAAUACGAAAGCAGCAGCACAAAGGUCCGUGUGGUAUUCGAUGGAUCAGCUCAGUCGGAUUCCACCAUAUCUCUCAAUGAGAUUCAGAUGGUGGGACCCACCAUACAACGCGACCUAUUCUCAAUUCUUGUAAGAUUUCGCAGAUUCAAGUAUGCAUUAAUGGCCGAUAUUGCUAAAAUGUAUCGACAGGUUCUUGUCGCCCCUGAGAAUAGAUCGUUACAACGCAUUUUAUGGCGAACUUCGCCUGAUGACUCAAUAAAAGAGUAUGAGUUAAACACAGUCACCUACGGCACCGCCUCGGCCUCAUUUUUAGCUAUCCGCUGCCUAAAACAACUGGCUCUGGAUAGCAAACAGAUUCAUCCACAUACCAGCUCGGUCAUUGAAAAUGAUUUCUAUGUGGAUGAUCUGUUGACGGGAAGCAAUACGACUUCCAGCCUUUCGCAAUUGCGCACCGAACUGACAAACAUUCUAGCUAGCGCCGGUUUUGAAUUACGCAAAUGGUUGUCUAACAAUACGUCUGUUCUGCCAAUUGUGGAAGGCGACACAUCAAAUACGCUCACAAUUUCCGACACUGCCGAAAUUAAAACGUUAGGUUUAUCAUGGGAUUCACUAACAGAUACAUUCGGUUACAAAAACAAAACUUUAAGCGACACUCGCAUCACAAAAAGAACAAUAUUGUCAUUAAUUGGACAACUUUUUGACCCAUUGGGAUUUUUAUCCCCAAUCAUAAUACAACUGCAAAGUUGGAUUAUGCAAUCGUUAUGGCAAAAUUAA